Molecule: messenger RNA, 2117 nt
Organism: Diabrotica balteata
Lineage: Eukaryota; Metazoa; Arthropoda; Insecta; Coleoptera; Chrysomelidae
Source: the annotation of a GenBank genome assembly
GCCACUGGUAACACUGGUGUAGAGAAAAAUAGGUUGAAUAGGUCUGACAAAAUUUCCAAAUUUUAGUGUUAUUGAUACAGUUUGAAAUGGUUAAAAGAAAACCUGCGGCGUUAAUAGAUAGUGAUUCCAGUAACGACUCUGAAAGUGAUCUAGAUUCAGAAUUUCUUAAACUUUCAAAAAACAAAAAGAAAAAAUCACCACCACCCCAAUCAUCAGACUCCGGUUCAGAAUCAGACAAUUCUUCAAAGAAUGUCAAGAAAAAAGCCAAACGCGAUUCCUCUUCAGAUUCUGAGCAAGAGGAAGCUAAAAAACAAGAUGAUGCUGACAAAUCAGAGCCAGAAGAAGGUGAAGUUUCAGAUUCUUCAAGCUCUGAAGAAGAGUUUAACGAUGGUUACGAUGAUCAGUUGAUGGGAGAUGAAGAAGAUAGGGCAAGAUUGGCUGCCUUAACGGAAAAGGAACGUGAAACAGAAAUUUUUAAAAGAAUUGAACAAAGAGAAUUAAUGAAAACCAGGUUUGAGAUAGAAAAGAAGUUGAGACAGGCGAAAAAGGCCGAACGUGCCAAAGACAAACCAUCGAAACCGAAGGAAAAAGAUAAAGAUAAAGAAAUCGUCAACAAUAACAAGGUACAGAAUGAUUUUAUUCCUAUCGAUCACAAAGAACGAAGUAAAGAGAGGAAAAAGAACAUAGAGGAAAAUAGGGGGAAAACGGAGAACAAAAGAUUUAAUGCUAUGGCGGAAUUGAAAGCGCGAAGGGAGGGUAAAAUAAAGAGGGAGGAAGCUGAAGAAGAGAGGAAGAAAAAGGAGGAGCAAAAGAAGAAAGACGAAGAAGAAGAAAUAAUGAGUAAGAAAAACGAAACGAAGUUAAAGGCUUCCGAUAUUUAUUCAGAUGACAGUGAUUCAGACAACGAUGACGACGAAAAAUCUUCAUCGUCGCCACAAAGGCCCACAGUAGCAGAGUCUGUCAGAUCCAGAUCACGCUCUAGGUCCAAAUCGAGGUCAUCGUCUAGUUCAAGUUCCAGUGAUAAUGAAGAGGAAGAUGAUGACCGAAAAUCCGCUUAUAUUCCUGCCAGAAGCGAUCUCAACUUAGUGAGACUGUCUAGACACAAGUUGGAAAGGUUUGUUCACAUGCCCUUUUUCGAUAGAAUUGCAAAAGGCUGUUUCGUUAGAGUUGGAAUCGGUCAACACAAUAAUGCACCUGUUUAUCGAGUGGCAGAAGUAAUUGGAGUAUAUGAGACGGCCAAGAUAUAUAAUCUUGGAAAUACAAAAACAAAUAAGAUUCAAGAAAAGUCUCGUUUCAAAGCAAAUCCUUACAACUACGCUAUGAGGAAGACUCAGUUAAUGAAAGAAAGGGAUGGGGCUAUAAGCAGAGGCGAUGAAGAUGUUGCCAGGGAAUUAGCUCAAAAGCUAUCCGACUUGGAAGAAAGAGCUUCAGAAUUAGACAAAUUACGUACUUCAACCAUUUCCAGUAUCUCUUACAUAAACGAUAGAAAUAGGAAAAAGAAUGUAGAAGAAGCCGAAAAGGCUAUCAUGGAGGAAGUUAGGGCAAAUAAAGGCAAAAAAGCUGAUGAUCCGUUCACAAGACGAUCGACCAAACCUAGGAUGAACUUCAAAGCAGGAGAAAAAGAGGCACGUGCCAUCAAGGAAGCUGAACUUGCAAAAUUAGCUGCCGAACGAAAAAAGAAUGAAAAAAUAGCAGUUCUUGAAACCAAAAAAUCCGCUCAACCUGCUCAAGUUUCUCAAGACGACUUGUUUUCUGCCCAUGACUUUGAUAUUAAAAUUGAUCUUGAAGUACCUCUGGCCGCUACACCAGUAAACGUGGUUCCUAAGACAAUGACAAAAGAUUUAGCACCUAAACGAAGCCUAAAUCUGCAGGACUACAAAAAGAAACGGGGCCUUAUUUAAUAUUUGUUUCAUAUCGGACCAGAGUCUUUAGAGUAUUUAUGUAAUUAUUCCUAUUGCAACUAUCAACCUCCCAAAUCUCUAUUAAAGACAAUUUUGAAGCCAAUGGUAUUAAACGAAUAUUUUUGUUAAACCAUUUAGAAUGUAAUUUUAACUAUGUAUUUAUUAUUUUAGUGUCAGAUAGUGGCCUCUUUACAUUAUAUUAGGUUAAAUUUGUAU